Rhagoletis pomonella (apple maggot) is the source of this 1244-nucleotide messenger RNA. Its product is annotated as serine/threonine-protein phosphatase 6 regulatory ankyrin repeat subunit B-like. Gene Ontology annotation, molecular function: protein binding; endonuclease activity. The transcript is spliced from 4 exons. The record is from RefSeq and is a predicted model, not a curated record. Lineage: Eukaryota; Metazoa; Arthropoda; Insecta; Diptera; Tephritidae. The annotation marks the transcript as partial.
ACGCAUAGCACUUAAAAUGUAGAAUUCUGUUGGGUUUUGAUUUUUUUGCUGAAUGUAUGUCGAAGAUAUUUCAUUACAUUUCAUUUAUUAUAAAAUAUAACAUUAGCGCAAUAAGAUCCCAAUGAUCUUUUAUAGUACAACUGUAACUUAUAAUUAAGAAUUAAAAUAUGUUAAUGUUUAACAUCAAGUAAUAUAUAAGACAAAAACAGGAACAACAAAAACUUACAAAACUCUAUAGAGAGUCACAAGUGGAGCAUAAGGAAAAACAUAAGAAUAAUGUAUUGAUUACCCUAAACUAACUUGAUAGCGGGCCUCAGAGGAAAGGGUAUAACUUUGCAUAUGAAAUAGCAUUUUAACGAAAAUAAGAUAUGAAAUUGUAAAAAUGAGAUUUUACGCAAAAUUAUAACGAUUUUCCGACUACCCCCUCCACUGGCGCUACUUUUCCGACUGGGAGUCUAAUAUUUAGUAAAGUACAGUACGUAGCGCUAUUAUCAAUUAGCAUAGUGUUUAAAAUUCAACUCUGAUUUAAACUAGAAUUUAAGUGGGAUAGUGCUAAAAUAAAGUAAAAAUAAGGGACAACAAAAGGAUAUGUAUCAAUAACGAAAGGAACAUUUCCAGAAAAAUAUUCUAAUUAAAAUAAUAUGAGUGAAAGUCCUGCAGAGAUGUCAAGUUUUCAAGUGGACCAGCGGGCAAAUUUCCUCGCUCUUAUUUUGUUGGACGCACUAGAGGAUGGUAAUGAAAGCGACAUAAAUGCAAUACUUGAAAGGAAUAAUGUAGAUGCAAGUUUUGUCCCUGUUGAGCGCGGUAUAUCGCCACUGCAUUAUGCGUGCGGAAUGGAGAACGCAGAAUUAGCCUGGGAGAUAUCAAAAAGAUUCCUUCAGGACGGUGCUGAUCCCAAUGUGCGGUCCAACGAAAAUAUGACGCCAUUGCAUGUGGCAGCAAUAUUUGGACGUGUGGAUAUUGUGAAGCAACUUUUGAAAUAUGGUGCUCAAUAUGAUGUGGUGGACGAUGAACGUAAAACACCUAUACAUUAUGCCAUAGAAGAUUGCCAUUUCGAAGUGCUUGAAGCGAUUAGAAACCAUAUUUUUCAACAUAAGUACGAUAGAGACUGUCAAAAGCGCAGUAAUGAAUGUAGACAGGACUCCAACACUCCAGCUCCAAAAACAGUAAGGUUACGUGAUGAAAAUGCCUCGAAUAUUACGCCAGUCAACAAGGUACUUCGUAACGUACUUGCCACGGAUAAU